Paralichthys olivaceus (Japanese flounder) is the source of this 3539-nucleotide messenger RNA. RefSeq names its product SWI/SNF related, matrix associated, actin dependent regulator of chromatin, subfamily a-like 1 (gene smarcal1). Gene Ontology annotation, molecular function: ATP-dependent chromatin remodeler activity; ATP binding. The record is from RefSeq and is a predicted model, not a curated record. NCBI's taxonomy places the organism in Eukaryota, Metazoa, Chordata, Actinopteri, Pleuronectiformes, Paralichthyidae. Gene Ontology annotation, biological process: DNA repair; replication fork processing.
CACCCAGCAACCACCGUCUCCACGUGCCUGCUUGUUUUCCUACGUCACUUCCUGCGCGGCAGAUUAAGAUACAUGCCAGCUGGUUGUUAACCAGCUAAAUGGAUGCUAACUUCACCUAUUAGCUUUACGACCUUACUUUCCCGUCUGGAAACCACAUUGCUGACCGUCUGCUCUUCAACGAAUGACUGCUAAUGUGAACCCACCACCGCUGUGACGCUGCCGGGUACAUUUAAAAGAGUUUCUGAUCUGUUAGGCUAGCCGCGUUAGCUGCUAGCGUUAACACCAGCAGUGGAGGGAGUGAGUUCCAACGUCUUAGCUCUGAAAGCACACAUGGGUCUCCACGGAUCACUUGCUAACAGGUGACUAGAUGCAUUCGUGAGCUCCAAGCGAACUCGUCUUGAGUUUAUGCUAGUUAGCGUUUAGCUCAACAUGUCUCAUCAGCUGACUGCAGAGCAACAGCGUAAGAUCGAGGAGAACAGGCGGAGGGCGUUAGAGAGACGAGCCCAAAGACUGGGACAGGCUGCCAGCAUCAAUAACCAGCCCUCAUUUGGGCCCGGUAGUAUCUCAGUACAUAAACAGGCCCCUGCACAAAGCCUGGCAUCGGAUCCUGCAGCUCUGGUCCAUCACAGAGACUCAUCCUGCAGCUCAGUCUCUGCACCAAAGCUGUAUGUUCCACCCUCCAAACAUAAGCCACAGGGCUUCAACAACCAAAAGCAAGGGCCAACGCAUCAUCAGUCUGUUAAUGGCAACCAGAUCAACCAGAGUAGGCAGCUUAACGCUACUACUAAAAGACAGAUCCAAGUAAUCGACCAGGUAAUGGUCGGCGGGGGACCAGCUCAGUCAAAACCUAACCUCUCCUCUGGCAGCUCUGGUGGUGGAGCAGCCAGUUCUUUCUACAAGCAAGCGACGUCUAAACCUGCCCAGAGUUCUGUGGCACAGCUCCCCUCAUGCUCCUCCACCUCCAACACUGUAGCUGCUAAAAAACCCUCCAUCUCUGUGAGAGGAAGAUGUGUACCCCACACAGAGGACAGUCGUUUCAGAGUAGAAGUGGGCUAUCACGCAGAGCUCAUUGCUGUUUUCAAAUCCAUCCCCUCCAAGAACUAUGACCCUGCAACAAAGAUGUGGAACUUCCGCUUGGAGGACUAUAAGCAGCUAAUGGAGGAGGCAGCCUCUAUUGCCUCUGUGUCUCUGAGGCCUCUUGAAGGAAUGGAAGUGGUGGAUGUUGCUUCCUGCCGAGCUCAUAACAGUGGAGCGCUGGGGGCGCUGCUGAAGCUGUGUAAUGGCUGGCAGAAACCUGGUGCCACUCUGCAGGGCCAGUGCAUCUUGGUUUCUCCAACCAAGUUUGAGCUUGACAUUGGUUACAAUGUUGAUGUCAUCGCAGCAUUCAAGAAAAUGCCAACAAACAGCUAUGACAUGAAAACAAGAAAAUGGAGCUUCUCGCUUGUGGAUUUUAAGAAACUCAUGGAUCUCCUUGGUGGGAUAGCAGCAGUGGAGGUGGAGCCUCUGCCCAGGGCAGUAAUCCAGACUUUCUCUGCCAGGUUUGAUGGGACUGAAGCCAGGUCUUUGGACGUCCCAAAGGCAGACCUCUCCGCCAUUGACCCCUCGCUCACCAACAGCCUUAUGCCCUUCCAGAGGGAGGGGGUCAAUUUUGCAGUGUUUAACCAAGGCCGCCUGCUCCUGGCUGAUGACAUGGGUCUGGGAAAGACCGUGCAGGCCAUUUGCAUAGCAGCCUAUUACAGGAAUGAGUGGCCCUUACUGGUGGUGGCUCCCUCCUCCGUACGAUUCACCUGGGCUGAGGCCUUCAGACGCUGGCUCCCCUCCCUCAGUCCUGACAGCAUCAAUGUAGUAGUGAAGGCCAAAGACAAUCUGCGCUCUGGUUUGGUCAACAUCAUCAGCUACGACCUGCUGAGCAGGAUGGACAAGCAGCAGCCAGGAGACCCCUUCAGUGUUCUCAUCAUGGAUGAGUCCCAUUUCCUGAAGAACAUAAAGACGGCUCGGUGUAAAGCAGCUUUACCUCUCCUGAAGGCAGCAAAGAGAGUGAUUCUUCUGUCUGGGACCCCGGCAAUGUCCAGACCCUCUGAGCUCUACACCCAGAUUCUGGCUGUCAGACCUAACCUCUUCCCUCGCUUCCACGAUUUUGGGAUGCGCUACUGCCAAGCCAAGCAGACGACUUGGGGCUGGGACUACUCCGGCUCUUCUAAUCUUGGGGAACUGAAGCUGCUGUUGGAAGAGUCUCUGAUGUUGCGCCGUCUCAAAUCUGAAGUCCUGUCCCAGCUUCCUCCUAAACAGCGCAAGGUUGUCACGGUGACCAUAGAUGGGAUCAGCACCCGCAUGAAAGUGGCACUAUCAGCUGCUGCCAACGAGUUGUCCAAGGAACAUAGCAAUAAAAAGGAAGAGAAGCAAGCCCUGCUCAUCUUUUUUAACCGCACCGCUGAAGCCAAGCUACAAACGAUUAUGGAGUACAUCACGGACAUGCUGGAGUGUGGGAGGGAGAAGUUUCUAGUGUUCGCCCAUCAUAAGUUAGUUCUGGACCAUAUCUCCUGUGAACUGGGGAAAAAGAAUGUCCAGUACAUGCGUAUUGACGGGGCCACGCCAUCAGUUGAGCGCCAGCAGCUGUGUGAGCAGUUCCAGUACUCGACUAAGACGUGUGUAGCUGUGCUGUCCAUCACUGCAGCGAACAUGGGUCUGACUCUGCACUCUGCAGACCUGGUGAUCUUUGCUGAGCUCUUCUGGAACCCCGGAGUUCUCAUUCAGGCAGAGGAUCGGGUGCACCGUAUUGGCCAAACCAACAAUGUGAACAUUCACUACCUGGUUGCCAAGGGAACUGCUGAUGAUCACUUGUGGCCAAUGAUCCAGGGAAAAAUGAACAUCUUAAAACAAGUGGGUCUUUCUGAGUCAAACCUCUCAGCCAACGCAGUGAACUCCAGCUUCCACUCUAAGGAUCCAAACCAGAGGAGCAUCAUGGAUAUGUUCCAGAGAUCUUUCACAGCUGAGGACGACAUCGACGAGGCCAUGUUACUGGAGGCUGUAGACGACUGGGACAACGCUCUGCCUGAAAACACCUCUGGACAACACCAUGGCAUGAGCCGACAAAGCCCCAGCAAAGGGAGCAUCAAGGAAUAUUUCAGCAGAUGACUUUUACCGACAAAUUAUUUUAAGAUAAUCUUGUCCUCGUUUUCUGCCGAUCAUGACUGAUGUGAACUUACAUACUUUUGCGAAUGUUUUAGAACAUGCAAAAUAAUAGUCUAAUAAACCUAUAUAUUUUUUGCUAAUAAGAAAAAUAAAUAAAUGUAAUGCAAGGUUUUUAGAAUCCUUCUUAAACCUGACUGCUUCACUGUGGUGACUGCGUUUCCUUUUUAAGUCUUUCAAGUGGUUUUUAUGGAGGACCACAAGUGUCACUGAAAUAAUAGAAAUUCAGUUUGUGAAUUACAUUACAUUUCAUUUAGCUAACGCUUUUAUCUACAAUGAGUGCAUCAACCAUGAGGAAAUUAAAUUCCAUUAUUAUUUGAUACAUUAUUUAAUGCACUUAUUGGCUGUUU